UCUUCCUAACAAUAGAAGCAAAAAAACGUCAUAAAAACCUUUCUCUUCCAAACAAAUUCAACGCCAGUAAGCAUUUGGUCAAUAAAAAAACAGCGUUACAAUAAUACUCUCGCAAAAUCACUGUAUCACACACUCAUUUGUUCUUCCAGUUCGAGAGUAUCAGUGAAUUGUAAUGGAUUAUUGAGAGCUAUAAUUUGCUGAAGAAACAUCUGCCGAGUGAAAAAGAGUGAAGAUGCCAAGAGAGAUCUCCGCAUUUGGUCUGCCUCGAUGGCUUUUUUUCUUUGCUGUUGCUGUAAUCCUCUUCGUUUUCGUUUUUACUUUCAAUUAUCAGGGCUUUGGGAAGAUUGAGGAGGAACCUGAAAUUACUCACCGAGUGUUCUUGGAUGUUGACAUGGAUGAUCAACGAUUAGGUAGGAUCGUGAUUGGAUUAUUUGGUGCAGUUGUUCCAAAAACUGUUGAUAAUUUCAGGGCUCUUUGCACUGGGGAGAAGGGGAAAGGUGCCAGUGGAAAACCUCUACACUACAAGAAAACUCCUUUCCAUCGUAUAAUUCCUGGGUUCAUGAUUCAAGGCGGUGAUAUUACUCACGGUGACGGCAAGGGUGGAGAAUCAAUAUAUGGCAGUACCUUCCCUGAUGAGAACUUUAAAAUAAAACAUUCACAUCCAGGAGUCGUGUCUAUGGUGAACUCUGGACCCAAUUCCAAUGGUUCACAAUUCUUCAUCACCACUGUGAAGGCAAGCUGGUUGGAUGGAGAGCAUGUCGUAUUCGGGAAAGUUAUACAAGGCAUGGAUACCGUAUAUGCAAUUGAAGGAGGAGCUGGAACUUAUAGUGGAAAACCUAGGAAGAAGGUGAUCAUAGCUGAAUCUGGCGAGAUACCCAAGAGCAAAUGGGAUGAAGACCCGGCUAAACUUUAGGAAUUUUGCUUCUAUUCUAGUGUUGGAGAAGGUUUAGUUAAUUGUUUGUCUCAUCAUAUGAUCAAUUCUUUAUAUGCUGUAUGUUGUUCAUACAUGUCUGAAUGAGGGGAGAAAGCGAAAGCCAGAAGAAUUAAAAUCAAGGUCCAUUUACAACGUCGUUGGCGCUUCAUUCAGUCCAACUUCCAGUCACAAUCUCUUGAUUGUUCAUCAAGUGCUAUUAUUAGCUCUAUUUUGGUACAUUUUUAGACAUGUAAUAUAGUUGUGAUGUAAAUGGUGAUCGACUUCAUUCUUAUCAGAAUUUAGAAGCUGCAUAAUGAUACAAAAGUUUCAGAAAUUC
This is a messenger RNA of Amaranthus tricolor (Joseph's coat), 1250 nucleotides long. RefSeq names its product peptidyl-prolyl cis-trans isomerase CYP21-1. The record is from RefSeq and is a predicted model, not a curated record. The transcript is spliced from 7 exons. Gene Ontology annotation, cellular component: intracellular membrane-bounded organelle. Lineage: Eukaryota; Viridiplantae; Streptophyta; Magnoliopsida; Caryophyllales; Amaranthaceae. Gene Ontology annotation, molecular function: peptidyl-prolyl cis-trans isomerase activity. Gene Ontology annotation, biological process: protein peptidyl-prolyl isomerization; protein folding. The coding region runs from base 233 to 913 and encodes 226 amino acids.